This is a messenger RNA of Sphaeramia orbicularis (orbiculate cardinalfish), 789 nucleotides long. RefSeq lists its product as uncharacterized. Gene Ontology annotation, cellular component: external side of plasma membrane; membrane raft. Bases 1 to 789 code for a protein of 262 amino acids. Gene Ontology annotation, molecular function: MHC class II protein binding; protein tyrosine kinase binding. The record is from RefSeq and is a predicted model, not a curated record. Lineage: Eukaryota; Metazoa; Chordata; Actinopteri; Kurtiformes; Apogonidae. Gene Ontology annotation, biological process: positive regulation of ERK1 and ERK2 cascade; T cell activation; interleukin-15-mediated signaling pathway. The transcript is spliced from 6 exons.
AUGGAUGAGACUAGUUGGAUUAAAAUACUUUCAUUUUUGUUCCUGCUGCCCCAGUUUGCAGUGGCAGUGGGUGUACAGUAUUCCUUCCCCAAUGUUUUAAGUGGAGAUGAUGCCACAUUAUCUUGUGGGAAUGUAAUACUCAGUGAGUCUGAAUGUGGAAGUACUAACUGGUCAUUCACUCAUUUUGGACUCAGAGUGAAUCUGGUUGAAUAUGGCCGCAUUCUGGAAAAUACUACAGUUCAUUCAGACAGACUGAGACUUACAUCAAACUGCUCUCUGGUUAUAAAGGACGUCACAGCUGAGGAUGUCGGAUUCUACUACUGUCAGCAGGACAAAUAUGGAAAAGAAGAGCUGAACACUUGGAUUUCUCUGUCAGUUAUUAACAUGCAUAAACAAGAAUACAAUGAGAAGAUGACACUGUCCUGCUCUGUGUUGUCACCUGGCUGGUGUAAACAUACGCUGACAUGGCUGUAUGGAGAUAAAGCUGUGGAUGAAAACAGCAAAGACACACACAUGCCACGGCAUCGCUGCUUUGCUAAUGUCACAGUUAAUAAGUCAAAGGGCACUGAGUUAUUUAAGUGUCAAGUGAGAGAUAAUUUCAACACAACAGUCCAUAUGUUUCCCUUAAGCCCUCGAUCCAAAGAUGUCUAUCCAGACUGGUUAAGGACAACUAUAGUGUCAGUGGGUUUAACAGCACUCAUACUAUGUGUUGUAGGAGUCAAUUUGUGGGCAAAAUUUAAAGGAAAGAAAACUCAGACGGAUAACAAUGCUGUGAUGGUGAUCCAGUAA